Messenger RNA from Trametes versicolor FP-101664 SS1, 222 nucleotides. RefSeq lists its product as uncharacterized. NCBI's taxonomy places the organism in Eukaryota, Fungi, Basidiomycota, Agaricomycetes, Polyporales, Polyporaceae. The record is from RefSeq and is a predicted model, not a curated record. The transcript has a single exon. The annotation marks the transcript as partial.
CUGCUCACCAUGGCGUCAGGCAAGGCUACUGGUGACAAGAACGCGAGGCUCUGCUACUCGGAGAAGCGCUACGCAAAGUCCACUGUGAUCAAGCACGGGCAGAAGUUAGUCGGAUGGCCGAGGAAGAUUCCAUUCCAGGACUUCAACAGUGUCCGUGGAGGGAAAGCGACACUGCAGAAGUUGCUCCGCCGCUGGAGGAAGGGAGUGCUGAGGUUCGAGCGC